This is a messenger RNA of Cydia amplana, 666 nucleotides long. RefSeq names its product tubulin polymerization-promoting protein homolog. Gene Ontology annotation, biological process: microtubule polymerization; microtubule bundle formation; positive regulation of protein polymerization. The record is from RefSeq and is a predicted model, not a curated record. The coding region runs from base 6 to 611 and encodes 201 amino acids. Gene Ontology annotation, molecular function: tubulin binding. Gene Ontology annotation, cellular component: microtubule. The transcript has 3 exons. NCBI's taxonomy places the organism in Eukaryota, Metazoa, Arthropoda, Insecta, Lepidoptera, Tortricidae.
UCAGCAUGUCAGAAGCGAAGCCCCAGGACUCCGUGGAGCAGGCGACGCAGGCGGUGAAGGCCGUCAAGCUCGAGAAUGGCGCCGCACCGGGCGCGGCCAACGGAACCAAGCCUGAUGACAAUGCCGUCUCGUUUAAGGACGCCUUCAAAGCCUUCUCAAAAUUCGGCGACUCGAAGUCAGACGGCAAGCACAUCACGCUGUCCCAGAGCGACAAGUGGAUGAAGCAGGCCAAGGUCAUAGACGGCAAGAAGAUCACCACCACAGACACGGCCAUACACUUCAAGAAGCUCAAGAGUAUGAAGUUGGCUGAGGCGGACUACCUCAAGUUCCUGGAAGACUUGGCGAAGAGCAAGAAGGUCGAGUUGGACGAGAUUAAGAAGAAGCUGACGACGUGUGGGCAGCCAGGGUUGACUUCACAUGUCGCAAAAUCCCCCUCAGCCGCAGCAACAGUGGAUCGCCUGACGGACACCAGCAAAUACACGGGCUCGCACAGGAACCGGUUCGACGAUACUGGCAAGGGCAAGGGUAUCGCCGGCCGCAAGGACCUGGUGGAUGGCUCCGGAUACGUAAGCGGCUACCAGCACAAGGACUCUUAUGACAAGUCGCAUUAGCUCUAAACACUGGCUGCAGGGUCGUAAAUCAGAUUUCACCAUAGCAGCGCCACUC